AUGACAAUUGGAGCACCUCUGCCUCAUUCUCUCCCAUCACGAUUUAAGAUUAAGCAUAUAUUUCACAACGCCGCAGACGGAAAACUACACAGACGGUUGGAUAUCAACGAUGAAUUUGUUGACCUUUACAGAUCCGAGAUGUCUGACUUUGCAUCUAUAGAGGAAAUCGACCUUUUUGAGUCAUCUCCUUUUGAGCAAGAGUUUACGAUAAGACAUCAACCUGGUCAAACGAUCCGUCUCGCUGACAGAUCACCAGAUUUUGUUGAAUCUUACUUGAGUUUUGCUCUUGAGAACCCCAAGGCUGCAGAUACCAUUGAAUUUGAUUGGAAACAGGAAGCAUUGUUAAUUCCUAACAUGUCGGACACAGAGACCAUCGUCAGCUUGGCUUUAAUGUGCUCAGAUGCAUAUGUCAGGCUUCCAACUGAUGCAGAUUGGAAUGAUGUUGGGGAAAGGUAUAACGAAUCUGAGCGUUUCGGAUGGGAAGAGGGUGGCGUAAGGGGCCAUGUUUUCUCAGAUCCAGAGGAAAAGAUUGUUAUCAUCUCUGUGAAAGGCACGUCUGCUGCGGGUCUCAAUACAGGCGGAGACGGCGAGACAGUGGAGCAGGACAAGAUCAAUGACAACUUAUUAUUCUCCUGCUGUUGUGCAAGAGUAUCAUCAUUAUGGAAAACAGUGUGUGAUUGCUACGAAGAGCCUUACACCUGCAACCAAAAUUGUCUUGAGCAUGAAGUUAGAAGACAAGACAGAUAUUACGAAGCCGCAUUACAAAUUUAUCGUAAUGUUUCACAUAUGUACCCAGAGUCGGAGAUUUGGGUCACUGGUCACUCUCUUGGUGGAUCUCUAAGCUCAUUGAUGGGUCGUACAUUUGGGUUGCCAGUUGUUUCAUUUGAGGCUGUGGGAGAACUACUUCCAACGCGGAGACUACAUCUACCUAUGCCUCCUGGACUUCCUGAAGAGAUGGAAAACAUUUGGCAUGUUGGAAAUACAGCAGAUCCAAUCUUCAUGGGGGUUUGCAAUGGCGCGUCAUCAAGUUGCUCAUUGGCAGGUUAUGCCUUGGAAACACAAUGUCAUUCUGGAAAGAAGUGUGUUUACGACGUGGUUACUGAUUUAGGAUGGCACGUUAGCUUGCUGAACCACAGGAUCAGGACCAUCAUCACUGAUAUUUUGCUUGCAUACAACGAAACAGCUCAAUGUGUUAAGUCUCCACCAUGCUACGACUGCUACAAUUGGAAAUUUGUUGAUCAUUCUCGUGAUCGAUAUAGAACCACUACAAGCUCUCCAUCCCCGACUCCAUCAGACCCGCCUGGGCGUCGUUGUUUGAAGCGUACGUGGUACGGUCGUUGCUAUGAAUGGGAAGACGACGAUUCCUCCACGCUGAAAACAACAUUCACUACAAGCACUAUAUACAGCAAGACAAGCUCCAGGAGUUUGAGUACUACUACUAGCAUUGAGGGAGGAGAAAAAUGUCUGAGGCGAUCAUGGCUUGGGUAUUGUUUGGAAUAUGGACCAGGAGGUAAUUAG
Messenger RNA from Ogataea philodendri, 1518 nucleotides. RefSeq lists its product as uncharacterized. Gene Ontology annotation, molecular function: glycerophospholipase activity. Gene Ontology annotation, biological process: multivesicular body membrane disassembly; piecemeal microautophagy of the nucleus; macroautophagy. The coding region runs from base 1 to 1518 and encodes 505 amino acids. The record is from RefSeq and is a predicted model, not a curated record. NCBI's taxonomy places the organism in Eukaryota, Fungi, Ascomycota, Pichiomycetes, Pichiales, Pichiaceae. The transcript has a single exon.